AUGACCAUCAAUAAGUGCCUCAGCGCCUGCUCCGACAAGCUCUACGCCGGUGUCGAGUACGGCCGCGAGUGUUGGUGCGGUAACUCCCUCAACUACGGCGGCAGCGGCGGCACCACCAUGGCCGCGAACGUGUCCAACUCGGACUGCUCCUUCAAGUGUCCAGGCAACAGCACACAAUACUGCGGCGCGGGAGUGAGGCUCAACCUCUACAUCCUCCGAACGGAGUACGCGAGGUUGCAGAACCUGGCCGGCACCUCGCCCUAA
Messenger RNA from Colletotrichum chrysophilum, 264 nucleotides. RefSeq lists its product as uncharacterized. Gene Ontology annotation, cellular component: plasma membrane. The transcript has a single exon. The record is from RefSeq and is a predicted model, not a curated record. NCBI's taxonomy places the organism in Eukaryota, Fungi, Ascomycota, Sordariomycetes, Glomerellales, Glomerellaceae. The coding region runs from base 1 to 264 and encodes 87 amino acids.